GAAGAGAGGGAGGAGAAGAGGCAGCCACACCAUUUAAAUCGCCAUCAUGUUGCUAAUGUUGUUCUGAUGUCAGUCCUGCACUCAGGAGUCCUGGAGACUGCUGUCACCCUUGGAGCCCCCAGACUUCGGAGGAGCCAGCUCUGUACCCAGAGGGUGAAGGAAGGCCGGCCAGGACUACCCUGUCUUGAAGACAGAUACUCAUCAGAGUAGAAGAGAAGCACCCUUCCCACAACUCUGCAAGAGAGGAGUCGGGGCAACAAGGAGAAAGAAUUCUAAGACUAGAGGAAAACCAAAACAGCAGAAGUGGAAAGAGAGCAGAGAAGACCACGAACCAGUUUGAAACUAACGCCAGCUCUCUAGCUGGGCACAGAGAGACCAGACAUUGCAGGCACAAGAACUUCAGACAUGCCCACCAAGGCGUCCCCCCUGCCACUCACCACCACCAGUCCUGAGAACAGCAGCUUCCUCUAUGACUAUGACUACUUGGAUGAUGUGACUGUCUUGGUCUGCAGGAAGGAUGAGGUCUUGUCCUUUGGGAGAGUCUUCCUGCCAGUCAUCUACAGCCUGAUCUUCGUGCUGGGCUUGGCUGGGAACCUCCUCCUUCUGGUGGUGCUGCUCCGCUAUGUGCCUCGAAGACGCAUGAUUGAGCUUUACCUGCUGAACCUGGCCGUCUCCAACCUCUUGUUUGUAGUGACGAUGCCCUUUUGGGCCAUCUCUGUGGCCUGGCAUUGGGUUUUUGGCAGUUUCUUGUGCAAGGUGGUGAGCGUUCUCUACACUAUUAACUUUUACUGUGGCAUCUUCUUCAUCACUUGCAUGAGCUUGGACAAAUACCUGGAGAUUGUCCAUGCUCAGCCCCUCCACAGACCAAAGACCCGGUUCAGGAACCUGCUCCUCAUUGCCAUAGUGUGGACCACGGCCCUGGCCAUCUCUAUCCCAGAAAUGGUCUUUGUACAGGUCCACAAGACCUUAGACGGUGUGUGGCAUUGUUAUGCCGAUUUUGGUGGACAUGCAACCGUUUGGAAGCUCUACCUGCGCUUCCAGCAGAACCUCCUGGGGUUUCUCCUCCCGCUCUUGGCCAUGAUCUUCUUUUACUCCCGCAUUGGUUGUGUUUUGGUUAGGCUGAGGCCGCCAGGCCAGGGCCGGGCUCUGAGGAUGGCCACAACCCUGGUGGUAGCUUUCUUCCUGUUGUGGUUCCCAUACAACCUCACUCUGCUUCUGCACUCGCUGCUGGACCUGCACGUCUUUGGGAACUGCCAGCUCAGCCACUAUCUGGACUACACGCUGCAGGUGACCGAGAGCCUGGCUUUCUUCCACUGCUGUUUCACUCCCGUCCUCUAUGCCUUCUCCAGUCGCCGCUUCCGGCAGCAUCUGAAAGCUUUCCUUGCUGUGGUGCUGAGAUGGCACCAGGACCCUGGCACUGCCCAGGCCCUGCCAUCUAGCUAUUCUGAGAGCAGCAGGGUUACUGCCCAAGAAGAUAUGGUCAGCAUGCAUGACUUUGGAGAGAGGCCGGCUGACGACUCCCUUAACAAGGGGCCCGUGGGGAAUGAUUGGCCGAGUGGCCAUGGGGAGAGCACUGCUCUCUCUUAGGGCCAGCAUGACCAUGCUGCUUGCCCAGUGGCUCUCAGCCAUCAGCAGGUCUCGCUCACUGCUGCCACUUCCUCCAUCUUCCUGGACCCCAUGCUGUCUGCCAAAUCGCUGCAAUGGUCUCCAUAAUCUCUGCUUCCAUCACGUGUGCUUC
Molecule: messenger RNA, 1738 nt
Organism: Peromyscus eremicus (cactus mouse)
Lineage: Eukaryota; Metazoa; Chordata; Mammalia; Rodentia; Cricetidae
Gene: Ackr2
Product: atypical chemokine receptor 2
Exons: 3
Coding region: 406-1587 (393 amino acids)
Biological process (GO): chemotaxis; G protein-coupled receptor signaling pathway; immune response
Cellular component (GO): membrane
Molecular function (GO): chemokine receptor activity
Source: RefSeq, a predicted model, not a curated record